AAAGGAAAUUGACUUGACAAGUAUCAACUAAGUAGGUUCAGUCUUCAGUAGAAAAAAGAAGAAAAAGAAGCAAAAAAUAUAUUUCAUUACAUCGAGAGUGUUCAAUAUCCUCCAAUACGAUUCGUGGCCCAUCAAAAAAACAUCAAAUGUUUUAGAUUCGGUGUUAUAAAUUCCAAAAACACUCCCAACCACAUGCUGGUAGUAUGAAUUCCGAAUCGGAAUUCUCGGAUGAGGACCACGGUGACUCGCAUCGGUCGCUACUCACACAUUUGAGUUGCGAAAAUGACAGCGGCAGCGAGGAUACCUGCACGGAAAUCCUAUUGCCGGAAAACGCCAAUAGUCCCGAAACGGAUGACUUUGUGUACAAGGUCCUUUCGGUGGAGCAGAUUGUCCAGCAUCAGCGUAACAUCAUUGAUGAGGUGAAUAAUGUCCUGAAUUUGCCACCGCAAGUCACGCGUAUUAUUCUAAAUCACUUCAAAUGGGACAAAGAGAGCUUGUUCGAAAAUUAUUUCGAGAGCAAUCCGCAGGAUUUCUUCCAGCGUGCCCAUGUCCUGAAUCCUUUUGAGAAGAAGCGUGAACUCGAGUCUGCGGCGUCCACAUCCUGUUCCUUGCCGCAGCUCUGUGGCAUCUGCUUUUGUUCAUGCGAUGAGCUCAAGGGUUUGGGUUGUGGUCACAGCUUUUGUGCCGCCUGCUGGAAACAAUAUUUGGCCAAUAAGACUUGCAGCGAGGGCUUGGCCAAUACCAUCAAAUGUCCAGCGACCAACUGCGAGAUCCUGGUGGAUUAUGUGUCCUUCCUGAAGCUAGCCGAUGAUCCGGAGGUUGUGGAGCGCUAUCAGCAGCUCAUCACCAACACCUUUGUGGAGUGCAACAUGCUGAUGAGAUGGUGCCCCGCCCCCAAUUGCAGCCAUGCCGUCAAGGCCGUUUGCGCCGAACCACGAGCAGUCCAGUGCAAAUGUGGCCAUGAGUUUUGCUUUGCUUGUGGCGAAAAUUGGCAUGAACCCGCCAGCUGCAGUUCGCUGAAGACGUGGGUGAAAAAAUGCCUUGAGGACUCGGAGACUUCGAAUUGGAUUGCGCAGAACACGAAGGAGUGCCCCAAGUGCAAUGUGACCAUCGAGAAGGAUGGUGGUUGCAAUCACAUGGUAUGCAAGAAUCCAUCCUGCCGCUAUGAUUUCUGCUGGGUGUGCCUGGGAUCCUGGGAGCCGCACGGCUCGUCCUGGUACAGCUGCAAUCGCUUCGACGAGGAGGAGGCCAAACAGGCCAGAUUGGCACAGCAGAAAUAUCGCUCCUCGAUGGCCCGAUAUCUGCACUAUUACAAUCGCUAUAGCAACCACAUGCAGAGCUUGAAACUGGAAAAUAAAUUGUACUCCAAUAUUCAGGCCAAAAUGGAUGACAUGCAGGAGGAGAUGAGCUGGAUUGAGGUACAGUUUCUGCGCGAUUCCGUCGAUGUCCUAUGCCAAUGUCGCACCACUCUGAUGUACAGCUAUGUGUUCGCCUUCUAUCUGAUGAACAACAAUCAGAAGAUCAUAUUCGAGGAUAAUCAAAAGGACAUGGAAAUGGCCACCGAGAAGCUCUCCGAGUGCCUGGAGCGAGAGAUCACUGUGAAGAAUAUCUACGAAGUUAAACAAAAGGUCCUGGACUUAUCGCACUAUUGCCAAAAACGACGACAUGUCCUUCUUUGCCACGUGAGGGAGGGUUACGAAAAUGACUGGUGGGAAUUCAAAGAGGAGACUACCACAUAACUCGUAUAAUCCACAAGACACCUAUGGUCGAGACACAUGCAACACAACAAAAAUGGAAAUUUAUACUGAAGACUUUAUAAGAAACACACACAAAAUGUCUUUCGGUUUCCACUGCUCGGGUUGAAUUGAUUUCAGUUCACUCGACAAAGAUUUUUCAAAAUUUUACAGUUUUGAUACAGAAAGAGAAAAAUAUAUACCAAAUAUAACACCAACAA
Drosophila teissieri is the source of this 1954-nucleotide messenger RNA. Its product is annotated as E3 ubiquitin-protein ligase ariadne-1. Gene Ontology annotation, cellular component: nucleus; ubiquitin ligase complex; cytoplasm. Gene Ontology annotation, biological process: protein polyubiquitination; positive regulation of proteasomal ubiquitin-dependent protein catabolic process; ubiquitin-dependent protein catabolic process. Bases 204 to 1739 code for a protein of 511 amino acids. Gene Ontology annotation, molecular function: zinc ion binding; ubiquitin conjugating enzyme binding; ubiquitin protein ligase activity. The transcript has 2 exons. NCBI's taxonomy places the organism in Eukaryota, Metazoa, Arthropoda, Insecta, Diptera, Drosophilidae. The record is from RefSeq and is a predicted model, not a curated record.